Messenger RNA from Plodia interpunctella (Indianmeal moth), 2166 nucleotides. RefSeq names its product phospholipase A1-like. The transcript is spliced from 8 exons. NCBI's taxonomy places the organism in Eukaryota, Metazoa, Arthropoda, Insecta, Lepidoptera, Pyralidae. Gene Ontology annotation, biological process: lipid catabolic process. Gene Ontology annotation, molecular function: lipase activity. Bases 396 to 1760 code for a protein of 454 amino acids. The record is from RefSeq and is a predicted model, not a curated record.
UAUCAAACGCUAAACCUCCUAAAGACUACUUGGGUUCAUCAAAACAAGCAACUUUUAUAUUACGACUUUUUGUGAUUCGGUAGUUUUAUUUUCAUAUAAAAAAAUUACAAUCUAACUUGCGAUUCACCACAUCUUAACUCUAUGUAACAGCCAAGCAACACGAGACAGUACCGUAGCGUUAUGUAGCGGAAUCGAACAUAGAGGAAGGUUAUGCGUUAGAUACCAGUAACCCUGUAUAGUAUAUGGACCGAAGCUUUGAUCUUUGAUCGUAGAAAUGAACCCCCAACCUAAUUCCAUGGAGUAUAUGUGCCUCUGUACUGUACCAUAAUGUGGGCUAAGAGCACAUUAUACUUCCACCCAAUAUUAAGUUUGUGAGUGAGGAUGUUUGUUACACAAUGAAGAUAAAUCUACGACAGAUUUUGAUCAAAUUUGAUACCCACACAGUCCAACAUCUAAGUUACAUCUGCAUCUACGAGCUAUCAGUGUUAGUUGCACUGCAAGCAACCAGCUUGACACACAAAGAUUCUGGACUUAUCUACCAGUUGUACCAAGCAUCGCAGAAUGCAAAUUACAUCCAUAAACCACAACAAACAAGAUUGACACAGCAGCCAUCAAGUUUGAUAAGACAGGACGCGAAAUUCUUACAUCAUGAAACUAAAAGUUUUCUACGCCAAGAUUCAAGUUUAACUUACCAGGACGUCAGUUUGACACACCAAGAUGGCCGCCAGUCGACAAGAUUGAUACACCAGUUAAACCAAAAAGCAGGUGUUGUGCAUCAGUCAGACAUGGUGUCAAGUUUGACUCAUCAGACUUACCAGGACGCGAGGUUCAGCUUCACGUCAAUAAUGGACUCGAUUACAUUACCUUCUCUCCCAAGUCUACCAGCUGUGUUCACAGGUGGCGCUACUAAAUGCCAGGCGCUCAAAAGUUUAUUCGGCUUAACUUACGAACAGAUGCUUGAGAAGAACUCGACAAAAAUUAAUGAAAUUCUCACAAUAGAUUUGAUUACGAAAGAUGGUAAUGAAAAGUACAAUUUUACGUCGACGAAGCGAUUGGCGCAGGUUUUGAAAGAGGCGAGGGAGAUUGUAGUAUUGGUACAUGGAUUUUUGGAGAGUUCUGACGGCGUGAUGGUCCAGGCGCUGGCCACGGAGUUUUUGAAGAAAUCUGGUUUGGAGAUCCUAGCCUUGGACGGGAGGAAAAUCAUCAAUCUCGAGUAUUUCCGAUCGACCACGUAUGCUCGCUUCAUGGGAGAGAAACUGGGCCAUGUGCUCAGCGAUCUUGUAAAAGAAGACAUAGAUCCAUCAAAGUUCACCUUAAUCGGCCACAGUCUUGGCGCGCACAUCGCAGGAAUAGCUGGUUCGCAAGUCUACCAACUGGUCGACAAACAAGUCGGCCGUGUGAUCGGGCUGGAUCCCGCUGGCCCCUGCUUCGCUAACGUCAGUGCUGGCAAUAGAUUAGACAAGACUGAUGCAGAAUAUGUUGAUGUUAUACACAGCAACGCUGGCAUACUGGGCAUCAAUGAAGCCGUCACAAGGACUUCUACCCCAGCGGCGGGAAGUCGCAGCCCGGCUGCCUGCUGUCCACCUGCGAUCAUAGCAGGGCUUGGCAGAUCUUCGCUGAGUCCAUCAACGCACCUGAUCAUUUCCCUGCUCGCAAAUGCGCCAACUGGACCGCCUUUAAAGGCGGUCUCUGCGAGAAGAAUGAAGUAUCCUUCAUGGGUAUAUCCUCGGAGAAAGGCGGCCCAGGCCAGUACUACCUGAAUGUAGCCUCGACGUCUCCUUAUGGGCAGGGGCCCACCGGGAGCGGGUAAAAUAUAGUGUUAUAUUCAUUUGUUUAUUUGGUUUCUAUCAAUAGUUCGGGUAUAGGUACAGAGAGACAAUUAUUAUAAAUUAGUGUAAACCAAAGCACAGUAAAAUACAUUAUUACAAACAUGAGCGCUGAAAACACAACAAUCGAUUUUUGUGCACUUGUGAAAGAAUACAACGAAAACGCCGUCCCAGUCUAGCGCUAAUCACAUAAAUCCUUGUCUGCCUGUGAGCAGCGGGUUACUAUAUUAUUUUUAUUUACCUAGCUUUAUUAUUGUAACACCAUAAUCACAUCGUCAAGAUAAAUAAUCUUACAAGUUAAACUAAUAAAAUAUUUAUAUUAUUCGUCAUUAUCAAUCGG